Drosophila eugracilis is the source of this 699-nucleotide messenger RNA. RefSeq names its product COMM domain-containing protein 5 (gene LSm-4). The transcript has 3 exons. Gene Ontology annotation, cellular component: nucleus. The coding region runs from base 33 to 650 and encodes 205 amino acids. Lineage: Eukaryota; Metazoa; Arthropoda; Insecta; Diptera; Drosophilidae. The record is from RefSeq and is a predicted model, not a curated record.
UUGACAACAAAACAAAACUAUGAAUUGCAAUCAUGUCGUCUUCGUUUAGAUAUAAUCUCCUGAGGACUGUUAAGCCAUACACUUCAUUUACUCCGCAAUUGACUAAAUCUACGCUAAGAGUCCUUAUUCAAGUAUCGGUGCAUUAUAUUGAAACAAAAAAGUCUUCUUCCGAAGUGCUUUCUCUUGCACUUAACAAACUAAAAAAUGCUGGACAUAAAAUUCCGUCAAACUUUUGUGAACUCUUUACAAUGAUAUUCUUGAUGAUGCAAAUUUUUCUAAGAUAUCCAAAAGGCGUCGUAAAACAUCAUGAGUUGCGAAAAUGCUUAAUGGACGAUUUAAAUUUUUCAGAAGAAUACGUUGAUGAUAUUUGCAAAGUUUUAUUAAACCACCGAGACAUACUAAGCAAGAACUUUUCAGAAACUAAGAUGGAUCGCGUAAAAAUGUCAAAGAUGCAAUGGAGAAUUAAUAUUUCCUUAUCUUUAAAUACCGUGCAAAUAGAUAAACCUACAAUAGUCCUCCACUUCAAACUCCAAAAUAGGCAAUAUCGAACUCUUGAAUUACCACUAUCUAUGUUUCAACAAGUGCGCUAUAAUAUUGCAAUUUUACUAAAUGAAUUGCAGUCAUUGCAAAGCCGGGCAGCUUUAAAAUAAUUUAUACAUUUUGUCGUCAACUAAUUAAUAAUAAAUAUAAUCUAUAUUA